Odocoileus virginianus texanus is the source of this 828-nucleotide messenger RNA. RefSeq names its product tetratricopeptide repeat domain 9B (gene TTC9B). Gene Ontology annotation, molecular function: protein binding. NCBI's taxonomy places the organism in Eukaryota, Metazoa, Chordata, Mammalia, Artiodactyla, Cervidae. The record is from RefSeq and is a predicted model, not a curated record.
GUUUCCCACAAUGCAGCGCGGCGCGCUGUCCCCGGUGCUGAUGCUCAGCGCUGCCCCGGAGCCUCCGCCGCGCCCGCCUCCCGCCCUUUCCCCGCCGGGCCCCAGCCCCCGCCAUGGGUCGGCUCGGUCCAGUCCUACCCCAGAGGCUUCGGGAGCCCUGGGUGCGGCGCUCGACAGCAGCCUGCGGGCCGCCGUGGCGUUUAAGGCUGAGGGUCAGCGCUGCUACCGGGAGAAGAAGUUCCGGGAAGCCAUCGGCAAGUAUCAUCGAGCGCUGCUGCAGCUGAAGGCGGCGCAGGGAGCCCGCCCGGGAGGCCUGCCCGCCCCCACCCCCGGGCCCGCCACCAGCCCCGGGCCAGCCCGCCUCAGCGAGGAGCAGCGGCGCCUGGUGGAGAACACAGAGGUGGAAUGUUACGACUCCCUCACGGCCUGCCUCCUGCAGUCGGAGCUGGUGAACUAUGAGCGGGUGCGCGAGUACUGUCUCAAGGUGCUGGAGAAGCAGCAGGGCAAUUUCAAGGCUACCUACCGCGCCGGCAUUGCCUUCUACCACCUGGGCGACUAUGCACGCGCCUUGCGCUACCUGCAGGAGGCCCGCAGCCGGGAGCCCACAGACACCAACGUCCUGCGCUACAUCCAGCUGACUCAGCUCAAGAUGAACCGCUGCAGCCUCCAGCGGGAAGACAGUGGGGCCGGGCCCGGGACUCGGGAUGUCGUUGGCUGAGGCCAACCUGGGGGGGACUGUCCCUAUUCCCCCCCACCCCACCUCACUUCACCGUGUAACUUCCCCUGACUCGUGUUCUCUGGUAAAGCACUCGUCACUGGUGACCAUAA